UGUCUACACUAUGUAUAAUAAUCAAUGGAAGAAGCAUAACAAGGCAGAAAAAAGAACUUACAGAACACGGUGUAGAAGUGAAUAUAAUAAAGGUUCCAAUCUUUGUCGAUUAUGUGGUAAAACAUACGCUCGCCCAAGUACGUUAAAGACUCAUCUGCGAACCCACUCCGGUGAGAAACCUUAUCGUUGUUCAACUUGUGAUAAAGCGUUCUCCCAGGCAGCCAACUUGACUGCGCAUGUCCGAACUCAUAGCGGCGAGAAGCCUUUCAAGUGCAUGAUUUGUCAUCGAAGUUUUUCACAGAGUUCAUCGGUGACAACCCACAUGCGAACACAUUCCGGGGAGCGACCUUAUAAGUGCGCUCUAUGUAAGAAAGCGUUCGCCGACAGCUCCACGCUCACCAAACAUUUGCGAAUACAUAGCGGUGAGAAACCGUACCAAUGUAAACUGUGCAUGCUAAGGUUCUCACAGUCCGGUAAUCUGAAUAGGCAUAUGAGAGUCCAUAGCAGUCUUUAAAUCAUUACGUAAUUGCAGCCCGGUAAUCUGAAUCGGCAUAUGAGAGUCCAUAGCAGUCUUUAAAUCAUUACGUAAUUGCAGCCCGGUAAUCUGAAUCGGCAUAUGAGAUUCCAUAGCAGUCUUUAAAUCAUUACGUAAUUGCAGCCCGGUAAUCUGAAUCGGCAUAUGAGAUUCCAUAGCAGUCUUUAAAUCAUUAAGUAAUUGCAGCCCGGUAAUGUGAAUCGACAUAUGAGAUUACAUAGCAGUCUUUAAAUCAUUACGUAAUUGCAGCCCGGUAAUCUGAAUCGGCUUAUGAGAUUCCAUAGCAAUCUUUAAAUCAUUACGUAAUUGCAUCCCGGUAAUCUGAAUCAGCAUAUGAGAGUACAUAGCAGUCUUUAAACCAUACGUAAUUGCAGCCCGGUAAUGUGAAUCGGUACUUAUGAGAUUCCAUAGCAGUCUUUAAAUCAUUACGUAAUUGCAGCCCGGUAAUCUGAAUCGACAUAUGAGAUUCCAUAGCAGUCUUUAAGUAAUUGCAGCCCGGUAAUGUGAAUCGACAUAUGAGAUUCCAUAGCAGUCUUUAAAUCAUUACGUAAUUGCAGCCCGGUAAUAUGAAUCGACAUAUGAAAUUCCAUAGCAGGCUUUAAAUCAUUAUGUAACUGCAGAAUAAACCGUUUUGAUUUGUCGACAUCUAUUUGACGUUGGACGAAUAGUUUUAUUCAAUUUAUACACAAUGCAAUUAAAGAUUAAAAUCAAUGACGUCAUUAAUUAUACCCAAUGACGAAGUUACAACUAUAUUUAUGACCAUUAUUCUUUAUUUAUUAUGACUUGGUUAGAAAUAAUUAUUUAAUAAUUAUUAUAUUUUUCAAAUGUUUUGUUCAUAUUUGUUAUAUUUUAUUGGAAUAUUGUCAUUUGUUUGUAGAUUAUGAUAGAUAUGUAAUAUAAUUAUGUUGUUAUUUUGCAUUAUGUGUUAUUUCUGAAUUAAUUUCAAAAUGUCGAUAAAGAAAACUAUUUCUUUGUUUUACGUAAGUUAAUUUUAAGAAAUUAACGUGUUUAAAAUGCUGAUAAAGUAUUUUAUAUGCUAUUAUUUAUUGUUACUAUAUUGUUCAUUGCCACGGUGUUACAAGAAGACAUACAGAAAUGUCUAUAAUUCAACAUAUAAACUGGUUUGUUGAGACUUCGUGCCCUUGUAUUUAUUGUCAUUACCAAACCAUGUUAACUGAAGUUGUUGGUUGCAAUAAACAGGAAAAACAA
This is a messenger RNA of Saccoglossus kowalevskii, 1744 nucleotides long. RefSeq names its product glass transcription factor. Gene Ontology annotation, biological process: regulation of gene expression. Lineage: Eukaryota; Metazoa; Hemichordata; Enteropneusta; Harrimaniidae. The record is from RefSeq and is a predicted model, not a curated record. Gene Ontology annotation, cellular component: nucleus.